Molecule: messenger RNA, 4271 nt
Organism: Homarus americanus (American lobster)
Lineage: Eukaryota; Metazoa; Arthropoda; Malacostraca; Decapoda; Nephropidae
Product: probable Na(+)/H(+) antiporter nhx-9
Exons: 19
Coding region: 127-2826 (899 amino acids)
Biological process (GO): regulation of pH; sodium ion transport; proton transmembrane transport
Cellular component (GO): membrane
Molecular function (GO): sodium:proton antiporter activity
Source: RefSeq, a predicted model, not a curated record
CCUCUCGACUCCAGGGCUGCCAACUUUUCCCCCCAGUAUUGACCUGUUUUCUCCCUCCCGGUGGCGCCCUGGAGCACCGGAUCACCUGUAGUCUACCAAGGCCAGCCAGGAAUUUAGGGAUUUCACAUGACGCCCAAACUGUCGCACGUGUUCCCUGAGUCGUGCAUGUUGAUCGUGUUGGGCAUCGUGAUCGGCCUGCUGCUCUUCUACACGCAGGCGGCUUCCGUGUCCCCGCUCACCGCCGACGUCUUCUUCCUGUACCUGCUGCCUCCGAUCAUCCUUGACGCUGGCUACUUCAUGCCCAACCGCCUUUUCUUCGAUCACCUGGGUACAAUUCUCGUCUUCGCUGUCAUCGGCACCAUCUGGAAUGCUCUCACCAUUGGUAUCACCAUGUACGCAAUAAGCUUGACUGGUCUGUUCGGCGAGAGCAUCCCGGUUCUACACAUGUUCCUCUUCUCCUCCCUCAUCUCCGCUGUGGACCCCGUCGCCGUUCUCGCCGUCUUCGAGGAGAUCCAUGUCGAGGAGGUCCUCUACAUCCUUGUCUUCGGAGAGUCGCUGCUCAACGAUGGUGUCACUGUGGUGUUGUAUCACUUGUUCGAGGGGUACAGCGAGUUGGGAGAAGACAACAUUAUGUUGGUGGACAUUGCCAGUGGUGUUGCAUCCUUCCUCUUGGUCGCCCUCGGAGGCACUGUCAUUGGCAUCAUCUGGGGUUUCCUUACUGCCUUUGUAACCAGGUUUACCAGCCAAGUGCGUGUAAUAGAGCCCAUCUUUGUGUUCGUCAUGUCCUACCUCGCUUAUCUUAACGCUGAGAUUUUCCAUCUGUCUGGAAUUUUGUCGAUCACCUUCUGUGGCAUUACCAUGAAAAACUACGUGGAGCAGAACAUAUCUACCAAGUCCCACACAACCAUCAAAUAUGCAAUGAAGAUGUUGGCAUCAUCCUCAGAAACUGUCAUCUUCAUGUUCUUGGGAGUUUCCACAGUUCAGAGUAAACACGAUUGGAACACCUGGUUUGUGAUCUUCACGAUCUUCUUCUGCUCUAUAUACAGAAUCCUUGGUGUAUGGAUUUUCAGUACUAUGUGUAAUCGAUUCCGUGUGAAGAAAAUUGCCUUUGUGGACAAGUUUAUCAUGUCGUAUGGUGGGUUAAGAGGUGCUGUAGCCUUUGCACUGGUGCUGACCAUCAACAGUCACCACAUCCCCCUGCAGCCCAUGUUCCUCACUGCCACAAUUGCCAUGGUGUACUUCACUGUCUUUAUCCAAGGUAUCACAAUCAAGCCACUUACUGAACUGCUGGGAGUGAAGAAGGCUGAGAAGCGAACACUCACCAUGAAUGAGCGACUUCAUGAGAGGUCAAUGGAUUACAUCAUAGCAGGCAUUGAAGAUGUCAUGGGCAAGCAUGGAAACAUUCAAAUCAGAAAUAAGUUCAAGCGGUUCAACAACAAAUACCUGAAUCCCUUCCUGGUUCGUGAGAAGAACGUUGUCGAGCCUAAGUUCCUGGAAACCUACAGCCAAAUCAAGAUGCAAGAGGCUAUGAAUUACAUGGCCACUAAUGGCAAUUCACCCAGCAACAUCGAAUCAUUCACCACUUUACUGAGAAAUGCCACCACUCAUCCACAAAACCACCAAGGGGAGUGGAACCUUGAUGUUGGAGAGCUGCAGUACAACCCCACUGUGAGAGACAUGAAUGAUGCCAAAUUCCACCAUCUCCUUUCGAAUGACUACAAACCUGUAAAGCGGCACCGUGGUUCAACUUACAAGCGUCAUGCAGUGAAGGAAGACGAUAUACAGACACACACAGAUGUCACCCACCAGAACAUGUACCUCCACACACGCCAGUUUGUUAGUAACACCUGGAAGAAUAACAAAAAGACCCAAAAACCAGAUUAUGACGGAGAUCAGCUCAAGCCCGAGCAACUACCAGCCGUACGGUUCUCUGAAAUGGUUCAGUUUUUUGACAAUCUGGAGAGCAUCAUCCAGACAGAGAAUGGUGUUGUGAAGCAGAACAAGGGUCUAGAGGACACCCACUCAUCCUUCCAGAAGAACGGAUCAGCAAUAAAACUUAAAAGUGACUACAUGGCCCACGUGUUGCGGGACAACCCUGCCUUUGAAGAUGACGAUGGCAUGAUGCCCUACGACUACAACUCUGAUGAUGCACCAAUCUUCAUCAAGCGAAAAUCAACACGAGGCCCUACCAUGGCAGAGACGGCAUUACCAUGGAAAAGAUACUCAGAUGAUGAUGUUCCUACAUCUGCACGGAAAGUGCAACGAUCAAUGAGCAUCGCACCAGAUGAAGAGAGUGCCACACCCACGAUGGCUGAGGUUAUGCUCCCUUGGAAGCGACCAGAAGACGAGGAGGUAUGCGACCGACCUCUCAAACAAUCAGAAUUCCCUGCCUGGGCAUCCAAUAAGGAAUAUGUGUGCUACAACUCUCCUUCCAAUACUUUCCUUGGUGGCUUAGGAAAACAUGAAUCGUACCCUAAUGUCCGUGAAAUAUUUGGGAGACGUGCCAGCAGCACGUCCCUAUCCUCCCGCCGUGGUUCCUUAAAGGAGCACCCCAUGGCCCUAAAGGAAAAGUCUUCUUCACGUAGUUCUCUUAAAGAAAGGGUUCCAUCACGCGGUUCCCUUAAAGAGAGAACCCCUUCACGUGGUUCUAUAAAUGAACCUGCCUCCCCUAUAAAUCACCAGGACAUACUGAUGAAUGUGCGUCGACAUUCAACCACAGGAGAAAAUUCACUGUUAAAUACCAUCAUUGCAGAGGAGGAAGGACGGCGUUGUGACACAGUUAUUGAGAUAAAUCAAAAUGGAGGUCGGGAGCAGACACGAAUGUAGCAUGACCCUUUGUAGGUAUAUAAAAAUUUUAUUUUAAAUGUGCAUAAUUAAUGAAUUUUUAAAAAAAAAUUAUUUAGUGUUAGUAAUGUACAUUGUCUGAAUUUCUUUUAUGUAACUCAUUUCAUAAAAGUGAGCUAAUUGCUGCAGUGUUCAGUGGAAAAACCUUUACUCUUUUAGAAUACUGUUAUUUGUAGUACACAUGGUGUGCAUAGUCAUUAUUUUGUAUACAUUUCUUCUGGAAAGUGUAUCCAAUCAAAAAUUCUAUAUCCUCAGACAAAUUUCAAGUGCUGCACAGAACUUUUGACUAAAACCUUAAAUGCUUUCUGUAGUGUCUAUAAUUAGGACCAAUAGUUCAGAGACAUUUGAUGACAGAUUCCUGAGAAAAUUGUGAUGCAUAUGGAGUAGUACAUUUAAAGCCACCCAUCCACCCCUGGAAUUAACUGCAAAUUAAAAAAAAUUCUGUUCAUAUUUUAUUAAUUGCUUGCUGUCCUUUUAACAAAGAAGUGAGAAAGAUUUUACUUUCCUGUAAUAUCUUGUGUUUUAAAUAUUCUUAUCCUUGUCUAUGAACAGAAUUGAUAUUAUUUGAAGAUAUUUCCUGGUGGCAUAUCUCAUUCUAUAUUUUACCUACCUAAGCUAUGAGUGUUGUCAUGCUUGUUGACAAGUGUCUGGGCUGUAUGAUGGCAAUUAUGGUGUAAUUUUCUUUGAUAUUUAAAGUAGCAUCGCAUUACUGUACUAUUUUGAAUGAAGGUAUUACAAAAUUACUAUACUGUACUCUAUUCCUCUGCUUUAGAUGGGGAAAAAGAUGAAGUUGUAAUGAUAGUGAUUUUUCUAACUGUACUACAUAACACAGAGUUAUGUGAGUGAAGUCUUAACUAUGUUUAAAAUAAUUGGUAUUUACUGACUGAGGUGUGUUGUUUAAGAAGCUGCAGGAGACCCAUUGGUAAAACUCAUAAUUCAUUAGAAACUUGUGAUACUUGUCUGUUGAUGACAGCUUUUUUCAGGUUUUAUGCAUCAACUAUACAGCUAAUUUUCCAAAAGUCAAUGAAAUGAUUUUAAAACUUAUAAGUGUAGGAUGUAAGACAUUUAAUUUUAUUAAUUACCUGCUAGGUACAUGUACUGUAUAUAAGAGAUCAGUGAAUAAGAUAAGAAUUUAACCUUUGCUGAAUACCGGGGUAUAUAAAAUAUUAUACUCAUAUUACAUUGGUUUGUUAUAUUGCCUAUAAUGUUUAAACAACGAUUGAUUUUUAAGAUACUGUCUUGUACAGUACUUUUUAAAAAUCUUCUGUUGCUUUGUUUUAAGAUUACCAAUUUUGAAUAGCAGUUUGUUAUAUUAAGCUCAAGUUAUUCCUUGAAAAACUUUUGUGACAACAAUAAACUCUGGUGUAUCAGUAGCUUAAACAUGCUUCUGUGACAUUGUGGUAAUCACAAUGAAGUAAGUCAUUCUU